Molecule: messenger RNA, 513 nt
Organism: Gracilinanus agilis (Agile Gracile Mouse Opossum)
Lineage: Eukaryota; Metazoa; Chordata; Mammalia; Didelphimorphia; Didelphidae
Gene: RAX2
Product: retina and anterior neural fold homeobox 2
Exons: 2
Coding region: 1-507 (168 amino acids)
Biological process (GO): positive regulation of transcription by RNA polymerase II
Molecular function (GO): DNA-binding transcription factor activity, RNA polymerase II-specific; RNA polymerase II cis-regulatory region sequence-specific DNA binding
Source: RefSeq, a predicted model, not a curated record
AUGAGUCAGAGAACUCUGAAGAAUGAGUCAAGGAUGGAAAUGAGAGUGACUGGGAUUUCUCAAGAAAUGGUGGAUGAGGGCAGGGAAUCACCAGUCUGGAGAGUCUGGUUCCAGAACCGUCGGGCUAAAUGGCGGCGUCAGGAAAAGCUAGAGGCCAGCUCAGCAGCAGCAGUAGCAGCCGCCGCCACCAAGCUUCCAGAGGCCCCCGUGUUGGCCUUUGCUCGGCCUCCCCCGACUGCCUCUCUUCCCCUGGACCCUUGGCUGACCUCCGGCCCCCCAGCCAUGCAUGCCCUCCCGGGCUUCCUGGGACCAAGGCCUGGCCUACAACCUACCUAUGGGCCUCAUGCCUUCCUCCACACUUCCUCGGGACCCCCUCCCUUUGGAGAGGCCUUUGGUCCCCUGGCAGAAGCCGGGGACGCCCAUGCUCGGAGUUCCAGCAUUGUCUCUCUUUGUUUUCGGGCCAAGGAGCACGUGCAGACACUCGACAGGACCUGGCAACCUCUCUGACCCUAU